UGAAUAUAUUAUAGCGGGUCAUUGUGCAAUGAGGGAGGUGAAGCCGAGCCGAGGUGCCAGGUUAUGGGCCCGAGCGCACACCGCAACUAUUAACCCGCGUGUACUUAGUUAGUGUGUGUAGCUUAACGUGUCAAGUUCGCAACACAAGAGCCAUUACGGGCCAAUUGAUGAAUAGUGUUACUCACUUAUUAUAAGCCCGGGGUGUGGAAACAACAAGCUAACAGGUCCUAGUAACCACGGCUCCGCUCAUCGGGGCUGCCUCUCUUCUCCCCGCUAGCCCGACUGCGACACUAGCAGGCUAAUGUCGCCCGGCUAACGCAACGCUGUCUGGCGACCAAGCGGCUCCUGCGGUGGUGAAAGGACCUGCCACUUGAAGACAGUGGGGGCUCUCUGAUGAUCCCCCCGUUCAUCCGAUGAACCACCUCAACUCCAUGAAACCCUCCCUGCCUCCCAAUCCACAAAGCAGUGACGGCCCCUAUCUAAAUGACCCAGUCUCCUGGCAACCAGGCACCAAUCAGCACCCAGGAUCUCUCUCUGUAGUAACCACAGUGUGGGGCGUGACCAAUCCCACACACAGUCAGGUGUUCUGUGCACCAAUGGGUCCAGGUGAAAGUUCUGGCAGCCACAUGAUGCCUGGUGGCAGCCCUGGGAUGGGCCCUGGGAUGGGCCCUGGCAUGGCCUCCCAGUUUAUGGGACAACAGUCAUAUGGAGACGCUGUAUCUAAAGGCUACGGUCACCCACUUAUGUACGGACGCCCCAACGCCGCCUACAACCAAUCCUCGGCCUAUGGUGGAAGUUACUCUGGUAACAGUGGAGGUGCCGGUCUGGGCACGCGUCCUCCCUCAGAAUUCACUCAGGCUGCUGCCGCUGCUGUUGCUGCCGCCGCCGCCACAGCAACUGCCACUGCCACAGCAACUGUUUCAGCAAUACAGGACAAACAGCACCAGGAGAUGAGCUAUGGACAGAUGGGUGGAGCAUCAACUUACAGCACCCAGUUCCUGUCCCAUUCGGGCCCCCGUGGCCCUCAGAUGAUGAACUCUGGUGGGAUGGUCCCUUCCAGGCCUGGACUUCCACCCUCCGCUGGGGGCUUAUAUGCCUCUCACGCUGCACAGGCACAGAAGAUGGCCCAGCAUGUGGGCUAUCCUGGUGGACAGCAGGGGCUGAAACGGCCUUACCAGUCAGAGGGUUAUCCACAACAGCAGUACGGCUCUGGUGGGAUGUCGGGAUACCCCAACCAGCCUCUGCAGUACCCCCCCGGCCCACAGCAGAGAUGUGCCCCCUCACCCUCUUACCCCUCCAGCCGGAUGCCUUUAAUGGGACAGUACCCUUCUGGACCACACAACCCAGCGCAGUUCCCUCCUGGAGCAGUUCAGCCUAAUCCUCCACAAUAUUAUAAGUCGGAGCCGUUCAAUGGUCAGGGCAGCCUGCCAACAGGAGGAGCAGGGGGAUACAAUGCCUUCACGCAGGCCGCAGUGAACGGGCCGGGUCGGGGUGGAGUGAUGCCCGGGUAUCCAGUCUCACCGAUGGGAGGGAACCCCACCCCCCCAAUGACACCUGGCACUACCAUACCCCCCUACCUAUCCCCAGGCCAGGACACAAAACCACCCUACCUUCCACCAGACACCAAACCCAACAUCAGCACCCUGCAGCCCUCUACAGGUAACCCCAGCGAUGACCUGCGGCUGACUUUCCCAGUACGAGACGGUGUCGUGUUAGAGCCGUUCAGACUUGAGCACAACCUGGCUGUCAGUAACCACGCCUUCCAGCUCAGAGACUCCGUCUACAAAACACUCAUGUUGAGACCUGACCUGGAGCUGCAGUUUAAGUGCUACCACCACGAGGACAGACAAAUGAACACUAACUGGCCUGCCUCUGUGCAAGUGAGCAUCCUCACUUUUUCUUUGGUUAGUGUCAAUGCAACCCCUUUGUCCAUUGAGCGAGGGGACAACAAAACCUCCCACAAGCCUCUGUACCUAAAGCAAGUGUGUCAGCCAGGACGUAACACAGUACAGAUCACAGUAACCGCAUGCUGUUGUUCCCACCUGUUUGUGUUACAGCUGGUCCACCGGCCGUCUGUCAGGUCUGUCCUGCAGGGUUUGAUGAAAAAGAGACUGCUGCCGGCUGAGCACUGCAUCACAAAGAUCAAGAGAAACUUCAGCAGUGGCACUAUCCCCGGGACCCCUGGUCUGAACGGUGAGGACGGUGUGGAGCAGACUGCAAUCAAAGUCUCUCUCAAAUGCCCGAUCACAUUUAGACGAAUCCAGCUGCCAGCCAGAGGUCAUGACUGCAGACACAUACAGUGUUUUGACCUGGAGUCCUAUUUGCAACUUAAUUGUGAAAGAGGGACCUGGAGGUGUCCUGUGUGCAAUAAAACCGCUUUGCUUGAGGGGCUGGAGGUCGACCAGUACAUGCUUGGUAUUCUUGUGUAUAUCCAGAACUCUGACUAUGAGGAGAUCACCAUAGACCCAGUGUGUGGUUGGAGACCAGUACCCAUCAAACCAGACCUGCACAUAAAAGAGGAGCCUGAUGGUCCAGUGCUGAAGCGCUGCCGAACAGUCAGCCCGAGCCACAUGGUGUUGCCCAACGUCAUGGAAAUGAUUGCAGCUCUGGGCCCUGCGUCCUCUCCAUACCAGAGUCUGACAGCAGGAGGCAGGAACACCCCCGACUACAACAGGCCAGGGAGCCAGGGAUUCUCCAGCCAAACAGGGUUUUCAGACUUCCCCAACACUCCUGGCACCCCGACACUGGGAGAGUAUGCUUCUGCCUCUGGGCCACCACCUCUACUCCCCUAUCAGUCUGACCAGACAAAGGAGGUCAGGAUGAAGAAAAAUAAUAUGGGAGAAUUCCAAAUUAUGCAGGGAAAUUAAAAAAUUUAAGCUGUUGCUGAAAAAGAAAAACAACCACCAUCCGAAAAUACCAUAAACACCUCCAGAGACUGACACGUGUCUGACUCUCCUCAAUCAAAAAUGCGGAAACCGAUAGGAAAUCUAAGUCUCUCCAGAGCUUCAAAGAACUCUUUUUUUUCACAAAGUGCUGAUAAAAGAUAUCAGACAAAAGUACCAAGACACCAAAGAAGAAUGAGAGAGAGUGAGUCAGAUGAUAUUAAAUGUGUCAGGAAAGAUCAAAAGAAUCAUUCCACAACCAACCUCAGUGACAGGAAGUCAUGUAGAAAUAAACAAAGAAAUUUGCCAGUGACCGAUUCUGGAUGUGUUUGCUCUCUAGCCCAUGACCAAUAACUAGGACAUGGUUAAUGUGCUUGCCUAUGGUCUGGGAAAGCUGGGAUAUAUCCCUGGCUGCCCCUGAAUUUGCUAUAAUAUGAUGCUCAUUAGAACCUAGUGUUUGCAAUUUGAUUUUCCAGAUCAGUUAAUCAUGAGACACGUGCAGUUAUUAUUCAAGUUUAUGGAUGAUCUGUAAUUCUGAUGUAUUUGUGGGGAUUAAAUCAUUUUCACGUUUUAAAAUUUGUUCUAAAAGUUUCUAUGUUGGGCAGGAAAUGUUUUAUCUUUAAACAAUGGGGGGUCUACUCUGUUAUUCAUAUCAACUCUGCAACUGUCAGUGUCAACUCUGUUUAAGAUUUUGUUUUUGAAAUGAGCUUUAGAUAUGUAGUAUUGUUAAGAAUUUGAACAGAGGCUGUGUCACAAGUGCUUUAUUAAAUUUCAAAGCAUUCCAUUAAUUCUUAAAGCUAUUUUUUUAGAGAAAAUACAUACUAUUGCACAACAUGUUUAUAUUUUUACUUCAAAACCAAAAGUCUCCAUCUUAUUAGACUUCAAAUUGACUUAAUGGAUGUAGAGACAAAAGUUCUCUUAGGGGAGACACAUUUUUUAAAUUGUAUUGUAUUGUUUUACUAUAUAUUUUACCCAAAAUGCUCUAACAGAGUUGACAAAUGUAUCUUUAAGUACUGUUUGUACUAAUUGUUUUUCACAAUGAAUAUUUUUAAUCUUACAGGUAUAGGGUAAGGGAAUACUGAAAACAUAAAACUUUAAGUUGGUUCUAUGAGAAUAAAAAAAGUUUAAUUGUAAAAAUC
This is a messenger RNA of Limanda limanda (common dab), 4021 nucleotides long. It is a transcript of the gene zmiz2, whose product is annotated as zinc finger, MIZ-type containing 2. Gene Ontology annotation, molecular function: SUMO ligase activity; zinc ion binding. Lineage: Eukaryota; Metazoa; Chordata; Actinopteri; Pleuronectiformes; Pleuronectidae. The record is from RefSeq and is a predicted model, not a curated record. The transcript has 19 exons. Gene Ontology annotation, biological process: regulation of transcription by RNA polymerase II; protein sumoylation. Bases 414 to 2867 code for a protein of 817 amino acids.